Messenger RNA from Cuscuta europaea, 1410 nucleotides. The record is from the annotation of a GenBank genome assembly. Lineage: Eukaryota; Viridiplantae; Streptophyta; Magnoliopsida; Solanales; Convolvulaceae.
UAAAACCUAGUUAAACAUACGGAGUGAGUACGAAGGCGGCGGAGAUGCGUAGCGGGCCUAGCGGCGCCCCAUUCCUUCCAAUAGAAAUCAUCUCCAACAUUCUCAAGCGGCUUCCGGUGAAAUCCCUAAUCCGAUUCCAAAGCGUGUGCAAUCUCUGGAAGAAUCUCAUCAAGAGCCCAUCUUUCAUCGCCAGCCACCUCGACCACUCCAGCCGUGAGAAUCUCUAUCUGAUUUCCAGGGGUAAGCACACCGUCUCCGGUACCUCGAUUCUAUAUUUUCUCGACCGCGACAUGCAACUCCGCCGAGUUCAGAACAAUCCUUUUAUCGAUUCGCUCAAGCACGCUAGGAUCGUCGGCUCCUGCAACGGCUUGGUCUGCGUUCAAACUGGGCUUCCUGGUACUUUCAUGUCUCUUUACUUGUGGAAUCCUGCGAUUAGGGAGGUUAUACAGGUGCCUAAAAGCAUACCAAACAUGGAUUUAUCUUAUAGCUGUAGUGCAGGCUUUGCAUUCAGUCCAACUGUUAAAGAUUACAGAAUUGUCAAACCCUAUGUGACGCGGAGUGAUAUGGAAUAUGGAUUUGAAGCUUAUUCAGUAACCACAAAUUCAUGGAAGAAUAUAGGAAUGGGUAGCUUUAAGGGCAUAUCUCCUUUCUCUGAUUGUAUUACUUUUAAUGGGUCUAUGUUUUGGUUGGCAUCACAGGCAUCUCAUGGUGGAGAAUAUACUGAUGUCAUACUUUCUUUGUAUUUAGCAAUGGACGAGUUUAGGUUGAUUCCACCGCCUCCUUCAUCCAGGAACGAAACUGCGAACCUGACAGUGUAUAAGAACAGGCUUGCGGUAUUUCAUUGCUCACAUGAUUUAAACACAGAAAAUAUAUUGAUUGAUUUGUGGAUGAUUGAGGAAGGCAUUGGUAGUUCUUGGAGCAAAAUAUUGACUUGUGGUCCUUAUCCACACCUUGGAGUACCGUUGACCAUUUGGAUGAAUCAGAUUGUCUGUGAUGUGUUUGUUACAGUUCCAACAGAGGGGAACAAUAUGUAUAAGAUUGAUGGUGCUGGUAGUUUUUUGUUUGAUCCUACUUCUAACGAAGUCAAAGUCCUUUAUUCGGGUGAAGAUGGCAUUCUUGAUGCUGUUUUUACAUAUUCUGAAAGCAUUGUACCCAUUAGAAAAAUCCACACAGGAAAGCAUUGAUUUUAAAGCAUAAUCAGUGUUUAAUUAUUAUAAUGCACUGGAGAUUGUAUCCGCUCUUUGUAGACAAUGACAAGACAAUGAUAAUAAUUGUUUGUUUUGUUGUAGAAAAUUUUAUGUAUUGUGCUAUCGUGUGUGUAUGUAGAAUACUAGUAUGUAUAAUGAUAAACUAUGUAUCAUGGACCCAUUGACCCGUCUUUGAUAAUGAACUUAUAUGGACAAUUCUCCC